GUGACCUGCCUGCAGCAAACAAGAGCCUGCAGGGUAUAAAACCCCACAGCGCGGUGGAGCGCAGGGCAGGCUGAGCUGUGCCACGGGGCAGCAACUGAAGAGCAGGAUGGAGGCCAACAUGAACCUCCUGCACCACAAGGGCAUCCAGGUGACGCACUGGCUGCAGGAGCAUUUCCAGGGGUCCCAGGACUGGUUCCUUUUCAUCUCCUUCGCUGCUGACCUCAGGAAUGCUUUCUUUGUCCUCUUCCCAAUCUGGUUCCACAUCAGCGAGACAGUGGGCAUCAGGCUCAUCUGGGUGGCUGUGAUCGGUGACUGGCUCAACCUCAUCUUCAAGUGGAUCCUCUUUGGGGAAAGACCAUACUGGUGGGUCCAUGAGACAGACUAUUAUAGCAACACAUCAGCCCCAGCGAUCCAGCAGUUCCCACUCACCUGUGAGACUGGCCCUGGGAGCCCCUCUGGCCAUGCCAUGGGUGCAGCAGGAGUGUACUACGUGAUGGUGACAGCCCUCCUCUCCACUGCCAUAGGGAAGAAGCAGUCGAGGACACUCAAAUACUGGGUGCUGUGGAUGGUGCUUUGGACGGGCUUCUGGGCAGUUCAGGUCUGCGUCUGCCUGUCCCGAGUCUUCAUUGCUGCCCACUUCCCCCAUCAGGUCAUCGCAGGGGUCAUCUCAGGGAUGGUCGUGGCCAAGACCUUCCAGCACAUCCGUUGCAUCUACCACGCCAGCCUCUGCCGGUACCUGGGCAUCACCUUCUUCCUCUUCAGCUUUGCUCUGGGCUUCUACCUGCUGCUGCGGGCAGUCGACGUGGACCUGCUCUGGACGCUGGAGAAGGCACGGAAGUGGUGUGCCCGCCCUGAGUGGGUCCACAUCGACACUACCCCCUUCGCCAGCCUCCUCCGUAACCUGGGCAUCCUGUUUGGGCUGGGGCUGGCCCUCAAUUCCCACAUGUACCUGGAGAGCUGCCGGGGGAAGCAGGCCCAGCAGCUGCCCUUCCGCCUGGGCUGUGUCACCACCUCCCUCCUCAUCCUACAUGUCUUUGACGCCUUCAAGCCGCCCUCCCACAUGCAGCUUCUCUUCUACUUUCUCUCCUUCUGCAAGAGCGCAGCUGUGCCUCUGGCCACCGUUGGCCUCAUCCCCUACUGCCUCUCCCAGCUCCUGGCCACGCAGGACAAGAAGGCUGUCUAGGGAUGUCCCUGCAGGUAAUGCUGUGCCCAGGCAGGUGAUUGCCCUCACUUUGGGCUAGGGGACACUCACCAGACCAGGGGUGCAUCCCAGCCACUGCUGCCCUCUGAAUCUGGACAGACUGGCUCCACAUUGGGAGCGACUGCGAAGGCUGGUGGCCCUGCUGGGUGGCUCCCAUGGCACAGACACACAAAGCCAGUCGUGCCAUAGGCUCAGGCAGGCUGCAGCCAGCUGGUGCACAGCAAGCCCCAUGCUCCCAGGGCUCUCCCACUGCUCUUCCCACACCCACGGGUGGGGGUCACCAGCUGGGACCUAGCAACAGUGGGAGGAAGACCCCACACUGCCCUGCAGCUCAUGGGGACAUACCACCUCCAGGCUGCAGGGCUUGGGACAGCACCAGCAGAAGCAGGGUGCUCACCCAUGGGUGCUUAGGGUCUGCUGGUGAGGCAGCUCUGUUACAGGAAUGGGCAGACACUGUGAUUUGGAGGUAAAGCACCAGCUUGUGGGACCCCCCUGACCCUGAGGUGUAUUGAUAUACACCUACGGGUGUGUCUGUCAACAAGAGGUAUUUUUAUUAAAGCUGAAGGUGUGUUUAGCUGGUGA
Molecule: messenger RNA, 1783 nt
Organism: Apus apus (common swift)
Lineage: Eukaryota; Metazoa; Chordata; Aves; Apodiformes; Apodidae
Gene: G6PC1
Product: glucose-6-phosphatase catalytic subunit 1
Exons: 5
Coding region: 107-1183 (358 amino acids)
Biological process (GO): gluconeogenesis; glucose 6-phosphate metabolic process
Cellular component (GO): membrane
Molecular function (GO): glucose-6-phosphatase activity
Source: RefSeq, a predicted model, not a curated record